GUUGGUUCUCUUCGUUCCCGUGUCACUCCCAGCUAACCCUAAAUUCCCAAAUUUUCGACCAUGACAAAGAAGCCGAAGCAGCGCCCUGUACCGGUGGAAGAUCCUUCAACUCCUUCCUCCUCCGAAUCUGAGGAAGAUGAUGACCGAACGCAUUCUUCUCAACAGCAUGCAGCAGCAGCACAGGUUUCUUCCUUUGAAGAGGAAGAUGAUUCUUCAGAAGAAGAAGACGAGAAGCAAGGUUCCAUUCUCCCUGCUUCUGCAAACCAUCCCUCCAAGCCUCACCCCAAGUCCUCCUCCUCUGAAUCCGAAUCCGACACUGGCACCGAACCAGCUCGAGUCAAACCCAAACCCAAGCCCACGGACCUACCCCAGCCCCAGCCGCAGCCCAAGGUCCAGGCCCAGCGUUCCUCCACGCGGGCGAAGCUGGGAGCCAAGCGCCCCGCCGACGCAACUGAGCCGAAACGCACGAAAAAGAAACCAGCUGAGGCUCCUUCUCCUUCUGUUGCUAACGACGAAACGGAGGAGGAUGGGAAGAAGUCCGGCGGGCAAGCAAAGGUGUUGUUCCAGAGGAUCUGGAGCGAAGAAGACGAGCUCAGCCUUCUUAAGGGCAUACUUGAGUUCAUCUUAAAGACCGGACAAGAGCCUUUGUAUCAUUGGGAUGUCAACGCUUUCCCCAACUUCAUUAAAAAGUCACUACACGUGGAGUUUUCCCGCCAUCAGCUGAGGGCGAAGAUUCAACGGAUUAAGAAGAAGUUCGAGACUUAUGAGGAGAAAAAGAAGAAAGGGCUUGCGCGUCCGUGGUUGAUGUCACCUCACGACCGGGCCUUGUUUGCAUUGUACAAGAAAAUUUGGGUUGAAUGGCCCGACGGACUGAGGGGAAAGCCCGAGCCUCUUGUUACCAAGACUCAAAAGAAGGAAUCAGAAGCCAAGGCCGAAGUUCCGUCGCAGCCAGAGUUGCUGGCGCCUGAAAGUGGUGACGUGAGUUUGCUUUACAGCAAUAUUUCUUGUUUUAAAGAGCUGGAUGAGGAUGAGAUGAAGAGAGGACUUACUUUGAUUGGAGAAUCCAAGAGGAAGGAAUUAGAGAGAAGAUGGAAAGUGUUGCAAUAUUCUGAGAUGGAACUACUUGCGAAUCGCACUCUACUGAUGGGGGAGCAGAUUAAGUUGGUAUCUGAAGCCCUACAGUCAUCCAACAAUUAGGAUUCAUUCUGUCAUUGUGUUAGAUCUUUUGAAAGCAAGUGAAGGUGGUAAAUGAAGUUAUUGCCAUUUUGGAACAGACAUUAAUAUUUAUCCUUGCUUUAUUAUUCUUUUUGCGUGUAGCUCUGUAUGACUUUUUUUCUUUGUGACUCCAUCCCUUUGUCAAGAGGUUCAAGAGUAUUCUGUAUUUUGGAAAUGAACUAAGUGGUAUGCCAAAACAGGAUCAAUGC
Vigna radiata var. radiata (mung bean) is the source of this 1424-nucleotide messenger RNA. RefSeq names its product probable transcription factor At1g11510. NCBI's taxonomy places the organism in Eukaryota, Viridiplantae, Streptophyta, Magnoliopsida, Fabales, Fabaceae. Gene Ontology annotation, biological process: regulation of DNA-templated transcription. The coding region runs from base 61 to 1197 and encodes 378 amino acids. The transcript is spliced from 2 exons. The record is from RefSeq and is a predicted model, not a curated record. Gene Ontology annotation, cellular component: nucleus.